This is a messenger RNA of Suillus paluster, 156 nucleotides long. RefSeq lists its product as uncharacterized. Lineage: Eukaryota; Fungi; Basidiomycota; Agaricomycetes; Boletales; Suillaceae. The annotation marks the transcript as partial. The record is from RefSeq and is a predicted model, not a curated record. The transcript has a single exon.
CGCGACCCAAAAGCCGUCAUCACCAAAGAUGAGAAUCUGUCGUGGGAGCACUUCAAUGAAGCUGCACCCCACAUGAUUGCAGCUAUGAAACAGCACGAGUGGCCAGAAGACAGAGUCACCAUGCAUAUUCAAUUCUGGACAGUGCUUCAGAACCAU